Molecule: messenger RNA, 2380 nt
Organism: Hippocampus comes (tiger tail seahorse)
Lineage: Eukaryota; Metazoa; Chordata; Actinopteri; Syngnathiformes; Syngnathidae
Gene: gspt1
Product: G1 to S phase transition 1
Exons: 14
Coding region: 223-1983 (586 amino acids)
Molecular function (GO): GTP binding; GTPase activity
Source: RefSeq, a predicted model, not a curated record
GGUAGCCACAAGACUUACAUCGACUAAACGCAACUCCUCGUCAGCUGCGCGCUCCAUAUGCCUGUCAAAGCAGCAUAGCAAUGGGAAGUUCACCAACAGCGCUGUCAAGUGUUUAAACCUACUCGUAACUAACCGCGUUUUUUUUUAGUAGAACAACAAACAUCUCCCAGCUCUACCGGCAAAGGUUAUUGCUCAACUCUCGUUAAAAAAAAAAGAGGAGAGAUGGACCCGAGAGACACAGCUCCGGAUUCGUGGGAGCUGGAAGAAGACGCCGAGGCCCCGGCCACCUCGGCGGCUCUCCCGUGCGCCUUCGCCGCACUCAACGUCAACGCCAAGCCGUUUGUCCCCAACCUCAACGCCCCGGUGUUCGUGCCUACCUCCAUUCAAAGCACCGCUGCCGGAAUGCCUCCUUCCGACGGUACCCCUGAUCCAGUUGGUAGCAGCAUGGAGGUGGCACAGACAGUCGCUCCAGUUGAGAACGGCAGCUCAGAGGCAGACAUGGCAGCCGACGACGAGACGUGGGAGCUGAACGAUGAGCCGGGCGGAGGCGGGGGUGGUGGCGGACAGGAGGACCCGGCCGCGACGGGGGAUUGUCCGCCCUACGCUGACAGCCAGGAGGAUGAGAUGAUCAUGGAGGAGGAAGAGGAGGAGAUCCCUAUGCCUAAAGUGGCGCCUUCAACGCCAGAUGCGCCCAAGAAAGAACAUGUGAAUGUUGUCUUCAUUGGUCACGUGGAUGCUGGAAAAUCAACGAUUGGUGGACAAAUAAUGUAUUUAACUGGAAUGGUGGAAAAACGAACUUUGGAAAAAUAUGAAAGGGAAGCAAAAGAAAAAAACAGAGAGACAUGGUACCUGUCGUGGGCUCUGGACACAAACCAGGAGGAGCGAGACAAAGGAAAGACUGUGGAGGUGGGAAGGGCAUAUUUUGAGACGGAGAAAAAACACUUCACAAUCCUGGAUGCCCCUGGACACAAGAGCUUUGUCCCCAACAUGAUCGGAGGAGCGUCACAAGCCGAUCUGGCUGUCCUGGUCAUUUCAGCGAGAAAGGGCGAGUUUGAGACGGGUUUUGAAAAAGGCGGACAGACUCGGGAGCACGCCAUGCUGGCCAAAACGGCAGGCGUCAAGCAUCUCAUUGUCCUGGUCAACAAGAUGGACGACCCCACUGUCAACUGGAGCCUAGACAGGUAUGAAGAGUGUAAGGAGAAGCUGGUGCCAUUUCUCAAGAAGGUUGGCUUCAACCCCAAAAAGGACAUCUACUUUAUGCCUUGCUCCGGACUCACAGGUGCCAACCUCAAGGAACCCGUACCUGAAUGUCCCUGGUACACGGGGUUGCCAUUUAUUCCCCACUUGGAUAGUUUGCCAAACUUCACCAGAUCCAUCAACGGGCCGGUCAGACUCCCCAUCGUAGAUAAGUACAAGGACAUGGGUACAGUCAUUCUCGGGAAGCUGGAGUCCGGAACCAUUAGCAAAGCCCAGCAGUUGGUCAUGAUGCCAAACAGGCACAUCGUGGAAGUACUGAGCCUGCUUAGCGAUGAGGUGGAGACUGAUGACGCAGGUCCAGGGGAGAACCUGAAGAUGAGGCUCAAGGGCAUCGAGGAAGAGGAGAUCCUGCCCGGUUUCAUCUUGUGCAGCCCCGACAACCUUUGCCACACCGGCCGCACCUUUGACGCUCAGAUUGUCAUCAUUGAGCACAAAUCAAUCAUUUGUCCUGGUUACAAUGCAGUACUUCACCUCCAUACCUGCAUCGAAGAGGUGCAAAUCUCAGCCUUAAUUUGUAUGGUGGACAAGAAGACGGGAGAGAAAAGUAAAACACGUCCGCGCUUCGUGAAGCAGGUCCAGGUUUGUAUCGCCAGGUUCCGGGCGGCGGGAGUCAUCUGCAUGGAGACUUUCAAGGACUUUCCUCAAAUGGGGCGAUUCACGCUACGUGAUGAAGGCAAAACCAUCGCCAUCGGAAAAGUGCUGAAGCUGGUGCCGGAAAAGGACUAAAUGCAAGCGAGAUCCAAGUUGUGUAAUGCUGCUUGUCACCAGAAGAGCACUGCUGCUCGGGCCAACCACAACAGCGACUCUUUUCUUUAUGCUAUACUAUGCUAAAGAGAAGAACUUCCAACAACGGAGCGAAGAGGGGAAUUAAUUGCGUCAAAUGAAAAUAACAAGACUGGAUCAGUUUUUAUGAUGAACAAUCGACAGUGAGAGAGUGUGAGUGUCCAGCGUUCUCAUAUUGAGAGCUCUGCAAUAACACUAAUGUAGCGACAGUACAUGGCUGAAAACGCUGCCGGCUGGCCAUACCAAUCGUUUUUACUAUGGAGGUGGAUGCAGUGUUACUGAGUCUGGAGAGAACAAAAAUACAAAAAUGCAGGAUGAUUUUGUUCUCUAUAAAAACCAA